This is a messenger RNA of Penicillium hordei, 837 nucleotides long. RefSeq names its product CFEM domain-containing protein. Lineage: Eukaryota; Fungi; Ascomycota; Eurotiomycetes; Eurotiales; Aspergillaceae. The transcript is spliced from 4 exons. The record is from RefSeq and is a predicted model, not a curated record. Bases 7 to 837 code for a protein of 276 amino acids.
CCAACCAUGAAGUCUUUCUCCCCCGUUGCUCUGGCCUUGAUGGCCGCCUUUGGCAUGGUCGCCGCUGAGGACCCUUCUGCCUCUGAGUGUGCUUCUAUGUGUCUCUCCAACAUGAGCAAGCAGGCCGCCGACUUGGGUUGCAAGGCUGGUGACCUCGCCUGCCUGUGCAAGAGCGAUAACUACAAGUUCGGUAUCCGUGACUGCACCAAGGAGGCCUGCCCCAGCGACGAUGCCGAGAAGGUUCUCGCUAUGGCCAUCGCCAAGUGCCCUGGCGGUGUUGCUGGCUCUGACGCCAGCUCCAGCUCUUCCGGAUCUGGCUCUAGCUCCACCUCCGGCUCCGACUCCAGCUCUACCUCGGGCUCUGGCUCCGGUGACUCCACUGCCACUGGCUCUGACGCCAGCGUGACUGGCACCGGCGCAGCUGGCUCCAAGACUGCCACCGGCUCUGACGCCAGCGCUACUGGCACUGAUGCCUCUGGCUCCAAGACUGCCACCGGCUCUGACGCCAGCGCUACUGGCACUGGCGCCUCUGGCUCCGGUGUUAGCGGCACUGCUACCGCCACUGGCUCCGUUUCCACCGUCACCAGCACUGACGCCUCCGGCUCCAUGGUGACCAGGACCAGCACUGGCGCAUCUUCCACCUCCACUAGCUCCGGCAGCGGCUCUGACUCCGAGUCUGGCUCCGGCUCCAACUCUGGCUCCGGCUCCGACAGCUCUGCUUCUAGCUCUGCCGGCGCUGCUUCUUCCACCACCAGUGAUGGUGCCGCUGCCCCCAUGGCCACUGUUGGCAGUGGUGCUAUGGGUGUCCUCGGCAUGCUCGCUAUCCUCGCUCUGUAA